This is a messenger RNA of Pocillopora damicornis (cauliflower coral), 625 nucleotides long. RefSeq lists its product as uncharacterized. The record is from RefSeq and is a predicted model, not a curated record. Lineage: Eukaryota; Metazoa; Cnidaria; Anthozoa; Scleractinia; Pocilloporidae.
CACUUCAGAAGUUUUUAGUCGCUGUAGUUUGGGGGUGCGAGCUGAGAAGAUUCGAAAAGAUGAAAAAUUUGGUCCUUGUUUUCCUGGUGCCUUUGAUAUCCUGUCGAGCGCUCCUUUUUGACGGAGACGAACCAGUUGCAACAGUUGAGCCAACAGAAGAAAUCGAACUUGUCCCUGAGGGGAUUACGUUCAGCCCUGUUGGAUGUUUCAGAGACAAAUUUCACCCACGUGCUAUGCCUGAACUGCUGAAGAACUUCCGUGGGACUAUUGAUUGGUCAGACUUGUCAAAGACAGUACAGAAAUGUGCGGAUGAAGCUAUGAACAAGCGCCAAGAGUAUUUUGGAAUCCAGUAUUAUGGAGAAUGCUGGGGAGGAGAGGAAGCAGACCUAUCUUAUGACCAGUAUGGAUCCAAUCCUGCUGGUUGCUAUAACAACAUGGUCGGUAAAGCUUGGCACAACUUCGUCUACAAGUUUAACAUACCUGGAGGAGAUUCAGAAGAAUAAAAGUAAAUCUCGGCACUAUAGCCAAAACUUAUUAUUCAGUCGUAGAGUAUUCUAAUGUAACUCGCCUGAUUUCUCAUUACCAAAUGAGUGUUAAAGAAUAAACAUGUGAAAAAGCUUUAAAA